UCCGUUCAGAAGUAUAUUUACAAUGAUAAAGUAUACUACAACUUUCUUGCUGCUUGUAUUGCUUUUGGGCACAAAGACCCAAUGCAGUAAAGGAGCCAAUAUUUUAGGCAUUUUUGGCACGCACAGUCCUUCUCAUGUGAUCGUUCACAUGGCAGUGAUGAAAACCCUGGCAGAUCGGGGUCACAACAUCACAGUGGUGACCCAAAUGAAGCCCAAAUUGGCGGCACAUGAAAAUAUCACCGUGAUUCUGGCACCACCGACACCGGAGAGACAAAAAUUCAUCAAGGAAUAUAUGGAGGAAGUAUCCAAUGAGAAACCUUCCUUCUGGGAGACCAUGGCAAAAGUUGUCGUCACGUCGGCAAAUCAACUGGAAGGACAAUAUGAGUUCAUGGUUCAUCCCAAUUUCAAGCAGCUCUACGAGAACCCACAGACAAACUUCGACUUGGUGUUUUUGGGUGCGAUGGCCAACGAUUUCCAACUGGGAAUUGCCGCCAAACUCCGCUGUCCGGCAAUAAUAACUUGGGUGGGAGUGCCCUUGCCCUUUAUGGACAGUCUUGUGGGAAAUGUCAACGAUCCAUCCUAUGUGCCCAGUGUGAAUGUAGCCCUUGAACCGGGCCAAAACACCAUGCAAUUUGGCUUAAGAUUGGGCAACCUUUUUAAGCAUUAUUUCUUGACCACUAUCAACAAAUUACUGAACUAUAAGAUGAAUCAGUUUUAUGAACGAGCUUUUGGAAAUGAAUCAGAUCCGAACUUUCCCACCUACGAUGAGAUGAAGCGUCGCAUUUCCUUGCUUUUCUACAAUUACCAUUCGCCCAGCGAAGGACCCAUCAGACCCACAGUGCCUCAAUCCAUUGAAAUAGGUGGAAUACAGGUGAAGGAACAGUCUGAUUCAUUGCCCAAGGAGCUGGCCAAGUUCCUUGACAAUGCUGACGAGGGUGCAAUCUUCUUCAGUUUGGGCACCAAUGUGAAUACCAAUACCUUUCGACCAGACACCGUAGAUAUUCUGUACAAAGUACUGUCCAAAAUGCCGCAGAGGGUGGUCUGGAAGUGGGAGGAUCUGGAAAACAAGCCGGGUAAUGCGUCCAACAUAUACUUCAGCAACUGGUUGCCGCAGGACGAUAUCCUGGCUCAUCCGAAAACGAAACUCUUUAUAACGCAUGCGGGAAAAGGCGGAGUGGCGGAGGCCCAAUAUCAUGGUGUACCCAUGGUGGCAUUGCCCAUUUUUGGAGACCAACAGGGAAAUGCUGAGAUCAUGACUAAAUCAGGCUUUGGCCGAUGGCUGGAUAUUCUCACACUGACGGCAGAGGAACUGGAAGAGAGCAUCCUUGAGGUGCUGGAAAAUCCCUCUUAUCGUGAGACAAUCGGAAAGUUCUCCACCCUCUACAGGGAUCGUCCUUUGACAGCCCGUCAAUCGGUUGUCUACUGGACCGAGUACGUCUUGCGUCACCAGGGAGCCUAUCAUCUGCAGAGUCCCCUCAUCCACAUGGAUUUCGUGGCCCGCAACAACCUCGAUGUUUAUGGAGUAGUCCUCAUUGUCAGUCUGGUUGUCUUCUUAAUACUCAUUGUAUUAUUUCGUUGGGUAUUUCGCAAGGUUUUUAAAGUUGUGCGUGGCCACAGUUAUCGCAGGAAAUCGCCGCAGCUUAAAAAUAAUUAAUCACAAAUAUAUAAUCACUGUGUAUACGCAAUAUCAUUUAAUAUUAUGAAAAUCAAAAUUGAAUGCACUCAGCCGUUUCAGUUAUCAGCUAGUC
Molecule: messenger RNA, 1748 nt
Organism: Drosophila rhopaloa
Lineage: Eukaryota; Metazoa; Arthropoda; Insecta; Diptera; Drosophilidae
Gene: Ugt37E1
Product: UDP-glucosyltransferase 2
Exons: 2
Coding region: 23-1654 (543 amino acids)
Molecular function (GO): UDP-glycosyltransferase activity
Source: RefSeq, a predicted model, not a curated record